AUGGCCCAUCAGACACACGAGUGUAGGCGAUUUGCCACAGACGACUCGGCUUCGAGUCUCGGCAAAGGCCUCGUUGAGAUCUCAGCCGUUGCAACACUUAUUGGCGCUCCUAUUGCUGAAACGCUCACUCUCGGAAUCCGGUCAGCUGGCUGUCUGCCAUGGGCAUCGAUGAGCUCUUUUGGUCUGCUUCACGUCGCCAAGGCGGCCCUGGCUGGUGCAAUUCCCCACUGGCUGCGAGAAGCGAUGGGUCUCCAGAACGGGAAUGUUCUUGCUGCUGUCGGGUCCUCGGUCCUUCUGGACGCGAGAGAGUCUUCGAAGAAACGGCAGGCGGAAUCUAAUGUCGUCAAGAUGAUUACCAUAACCGGCUUCACCAACCAGCGCGCUGGUGACUCUGAUGAUAUGGAGUCAAAACAGUCUCGUGGUGAAAGUGUCUCAGCUGUGCGGACAUUGAUGCGUCGAUUAUCGGCGACGGACAAGGCCCCCGCACCGAUUGCUAGAUGCAUUCACCACGUCGACAAGUCCACUGGCACGGGAUUGGACUCAAUCAGGGCAGCGGCACAGGGUGAAGAGAUUCCUAUCCACCAAUUUGUUCCUGAUUUUGCGGGCCAGCGCGGCCGGAUCGCAGAUGCCAUCGUCCUCGGAUUAUCUCUCGUCAAAAUUGCAGAGACUGUUGUGCUCAAGACCCUAGGGAGCGAAAGUCUCCAUUGGUUCUCUACCGUCAUUCCCGUGACAAAAUUUCCUCCGUCACUGUCGACUCCAUUUGUGGACACCUGCCCUCGGCUCUCAACCCUGGAGGAGACGGCAAGAUCUUGA
Messenger RNA from Emericellopsis cladophorae, 813 nucleotides. RefSeq lists its product as uncharacterized. The record is from RefSeq and is a predicted model, not a curated record. Bases 1 to 813 code for a protein of 270 amino acids. The transcript has 2 exons. NCBI's taxonomy places the organism in Eukaryota, Fungi, Ascomycota, Sordariomycetes, Hypocreales, Bionectriaceae.